AUGGCGGGCAUGGACGGAAAGAAAAAGCUCCAUCUCGUCGGCAUUGGAGUCAAGCACUCCAUCGCACCCCCAAUGCACAACCAUAUCGCCGAGUCUCUCGGCCUACCAUGGACAUUCCACAGCACCGAGUGCUCUGACUUGGACAGUUUGAUGGAGCUUGCAAGGUCAGGAGAAACUGCCGGGCUUGUGGUGACCAUGCCAUACAAAAGUACCGUCAUGGCUCGUCUCGAUCGCCUGGACGAGCUAGCCACCACGAUCGGGGCAUGCAACAAUGUGUACUACGACCCGUCAGAUCACAAGCUGGUGGGCACAAAUACCGAUUGGUUGGGGAUCAAAGGGUGUCUCCUCGAGAAGGGCGACGACAACGAACGCCCCAAGCCAGGGAAAAGCGACCAGCCAGCGCUGCUUGUCGGGGCUGGUGGUGCAAGCCGCGCCGCCGUAUACGCCUUGAGCACGCAGCUCUUCUCCACGACCAUCUAUGUCUUGAACCGCGACGAAAAGGAGGUGGAGGACUUGGUCCGGGACACAACACACAUCGAACCACGUCCAAGGAUCGUACAUGUCAAAUCUCUGGAGCAGGCUUCAAGUCUCGAAACUCCGUACUACGUGAAGCGGAAAAGACGGUGGCGGCAGUCUUGGACCACUUCCUGGGCCGUUCUCCCAAAGGUGUUGUUCUAG
Molecule: messenger RNA, 678 nt
Organism: Diaporthe batatas
Lineage: Eukaryota; Fungi; Ascomycota; Sordariomycetes; Diaporthales; Diaporthaceae
Exons: 2
Coding region: 1-678 (225 amino acids)
Biological process (GO): shikimate metabolic process; chorismate biosynthetic process
Molecular function (GO): shikimate 3-dehydrogenase (NADP+) activity
Source: RefSeq, a predicted model, not a curated record